Molecule: messenger RNA, 1979 nt
Organism: Brassica napus (rape)
Lineage: Eukaryota; Viridiplantae; Streptophyta; Magnoliopsida; Brassicales; Brassicaceae
Product: la-related protein 1A-like
Exons: 3
Coding region: 1420-1782 (120 amino acids)
Biological process (GO): mRNA stabilization
Molecular function (GO): RNA cap binding
Source: RefSeq, a predicted model, not a curated record
AUCUACUCGUUUGAAAAUAUGAAUAUAUGGAAAUAGUCCACUCCGUACAGAGUCCGCUCCGUACAGAGUCCGCUCCAUACCUUCUGACAGGUCUGAGGCUCAACAGAUAUGAGAUGUUUUCAUAGAUCGACGAGACACUGAAUCCCAAACGAGGGCACGGGAUAUUGGAGAGAGCCCAGCAUAUCUGAGCAAGAUGGCAGCUAAACAGCACAUGGUUCACUGAUUCACCCUCAAAGCCAUACAACUGACAUCUAUCAUCACAUUUCAUACCUCUUUCUAUUAAGCAUACAGCAACGGGCAGAGCUUGCGAAAGCGCCUUCCAAAUGAAGGUCUUAAUCUUAGGAGCCGUCUGAACCUUCCAAGACUUGGCUUUAAGAACAUUGAUCGAAGGUAAAGCCUGCAUAACUCUUCGAAACUCUUUGGAUUUGUCCUGAGGCGCUAACCAGUAUCCAGAUUUGACCGAGUAAGUUCCAGAUUUGUUGAAUUUCCAAACCCAAAAAUCUUCCUUAGAAACCACCGGUUGGUUCUUGAGCAUGAUCUGAAUGUCGGAAGGCACGAAGACCUCCUCUAGUGCCUGAAGGUUCCAUCUUCUACUCUGAAAAUCAAUCAGCUCCCAGCUCUCAGAUUAACAUUGAAAGGUGCAGUUUUUAAUCCAUGGAGCACCAAGGCCAUAACCAUCCUCUUCAUCUUCCAGCCAUUUAUCAGUCCAAACAGAGAUGGAGUUUCCAUCACCCACCCUUUUCCGUAAGCCCUUGUCAAAUUGGCACUCUAUCCUUGUUAUUUUUUAAUCUCUAUUAAAAUUGAAUAAUUAGGAAAAACCUAAAAUAAUUUAAUAUUAUUAGUGACAAUGGCUUUGAAAAUAUUUGUGUACAGCAAAAAUGUAUUGUUUUCCUUCCUCAACCUCUGGUUAGCUUUUCUUAUCAAUCUGGUCUCGGCACAACACCACCAAACAUUCUGUCUCGAACCAAAUCUGGAGAUGAUGCAUUUGGUUUCUUAGGCAUUUCCUUUAAGAACAAGGGUCUUCUUUUUAAAAAAAAAAACGAGUUGAUGCAUUUGGUUUCCCAUGCUCUAAAUUGAAACGAUCUGAUUUAGUAAUAAAAUCUAACCAUUUGAAAAUAUAUAGAAAGAGAGAAAUAAACUUAUUGUACAUGAAGGAAGAGGUGAACCGUCGAAGAGAUUAUUAAAGGUGUUCUCGAAUUUCAUAUUUUGUCUAUGUAAACUAAAUGUGGUGACGAAGAAGUCAAUUAGAGAUCAGCGUUCACAUACGUAAAAAUAAAUUAGAAAGAAAAAAAAAACAUUCAAAUUAGACAAGCGUUAAACGAAAGAAAGAAGCUGGGCAGUGAGUGGAUGUAGUGAGGUAAAUUUCACCUCAACCUCCUUUUGAUGGGUUUUUGGCUCUCGCAAAAUGAAAUGUAACUCAUGUUUCUGAUUAUAGACCUAACCCUAUUAUUGCCUGGAAAGUUUGCUCUUGGGGAUGCAGCUGGAAACUACAACUGUGGUUUGGAGUGUCUCUUUAGGUUUUAUAGUUAUGGUCUGGAGAGGCAAUUCGAUGAGGAGCUUUACAAGGACUUUGAGCAGCUAUCACUUGACUUCUACCACAAGGGAAACUUAUAUGGCUUGGAGAAAUAUUGGGCAUUCCAUCAUUACCGAGGCCAAAAAGAACCGAUAGAGAAGCGCCCUGAGCUAGAGAAGCUACUGAAUGAAGAAGAAUACCGUAGUAUAGCUGAUUUUCCGAACAAAGGAUCUCACAUCACCAGCCAAAAGGAAAACAAAUCUCAGUAAUGAUUUUGUAGAGACGAAGAGGAGAGACGUAUCAUAUGCUUGCCACUGAGCAAAUGACCCUCUUAAAUCUUGACAUACAUUUUUUUUUUUGUGUAUCUCUGCUCCUGGGGAAGAGAGCAACCAAGUGAAGCCAUCACUCUGAUUUUUUUAAGGAUAUUUUCCUCGGUGUUGUUUUCUUUUCUGGGGCUUUUUGUAUA